AUGACGACCGUGCACCGGCACAGCUUGACGAGGCUGACGGCCAGCGAGCAGAACGAUAGCCAGGUUGGCCUGAAUAUCGUGUUCGUCCAUGGACUGCGAGGUCAUCCUCGCGGAACCUGGGAGGCGGCGGCAGCGGCAGCGACAGCGACGACGACGACGACGACGACGAGCGCAAGCAACAGCAGCGAUACCACGGCUAAGAAGCCCAAAGGCCUGAAGUCUCUGUUCAAGCAACGGACAGCUAGGACGCUAUCGACAAGCGCAGAACAAGCGCAGUCGCCCUCUAGCCCCGCAUCGUCACCACCACGGGCCACCGUCUUCUGGCCCGAAGCGUACCUCGCAGCAGACAUCCCGCAGACUUGCGUGUGGACGUACGGCUACAACGCGGACGUCAUUGGCGGUCUUUUCCAAGCCAACAACAAGAACAGCAUCUCGCAGCAUGGCCGAGAUUUGUCGGUCAGGCUGGAGAGAGAGAUUGACAACGAGAAACCACUUGCGUUCGUAGUACACAGCCUUGGUGGCAUUAUCCUCAAAGAUGCUAUCCGCCGGUCAGAGAUGGUUCGCGGCCGGACGAAGCUCGUUAUCUUCCUCGGCACGCCGCACCGGGGCAGCGCGUACGCAGGCUGGGGUCAGAUCGCCUCAAAUCUCGCCCGCCUUGCUCUCCAAGACUCGAAUAAGAAGAUCCUCGAGACGUUCGAAGUAAACAACGAGGUCCUGGACAACAUCCACGAAGAGUUUAAAACGUUUGUGUUUGCAGGAGCUAUAAAGAUUUAUUCCUUCCAGGAGGCACAGGGCAUUACGGGUAUGAAGGGCGUGAGCGCGAAGGUGGUGGACGACUUCUCGUCGAAACUCGACCUCCCGCGAGCGCUAGAGACGGUGGAGAGCAUCGACGCGAACCACAUGCAGAUGGCUCGAUACAGCAGCCGAGACGACCAGGGGUACCGUGCUAUCUCUGGUGUGUUGAAGGCCUUUGUGCGGCAGGAGCUAGGAGGCCAGCAGGUACCUCUAGCUGUUGCUGCGGACACGGCGGACGUUGCAUUGCCCUUUGCACAGGAUGACAUGUUCGUCGGCCGAGAGGACAUCAUCGCCAAGAUUAGCGAGCGCAGAGCAGCUGCAUCUUCGCACACACGCGUAGCUUUGGUCGGGCUUGGAGGUGUUGGGAAGUCGCAGAUUGCUAUUGAGUGUGCAUACAGAACCCAAACUGCAGAUCCGCAAGUGCUAGUAGUCUGGAUACACGCAAGCAGUCCUACUAGGUUCCAGCAAGGAUACAGAGACAUAGCGGACAGGCUUCUGCUGCCUGGGCGCGAAGACCCCAAGGCAGACGUCUUGCAGCUCGUGCAUGCCUGGCUGUCAGAUGGGCGGAACGGGCGGUGGCUGAUGAUACUCGACAACGUUGAUGACGAUAGCGUUUUCUUUAGUGAUGACCAGGGCGGCAAGCCGCUUGGGAGCUUCCUUCCACAGACAGCGAACGGAACAAUCCUGAUCACGUCCAGGAACACUGUGGCAGCCACUAACCUUGUCGGCGGACACGGCGGCGUUGUCGAGGUAGAGCCGAUGGGCGAAGAGGACGCGCUGGCGCUGCUCCACACCAGGGUGCCGUUUGGCGAGGCCACUCGAGCAGACGCCAAGGCGCUCGUCCACGCGCUAGAGCGCAUACCUCUCGCCAUCACACACGCUGCAGCGUACAUCAAGACACGUGCGUCUACGACGACCAUAUCUACCUACCUCAAGCUGUUUCACAAGAGCGAGGCGAACCAGGUGCACCUACUGAGCCGGAAGGAGUGGAAGGACAUUCGGCGCGACCACAGCAUCCGGCAUGCAGUGAUCGCGACAUGGCAGAUCUCGUUCCAGCACAUGCAGGCGACGGAGCCGCAGGCGGCCGAUCUGCUUGCGCUGAUGAGCAUGUUUGACAAGCAGGGGAUUCCGCGCUGGCUGCUGCAAGGCACCACUAGCCAGCUAGACUUUGACGACGCUCUAGCGCCGUUGCUCAGCUUCUCGCUAGUGAAGACGGAGGUCGGGGAGCAGGCGUUGGCGAUGCACCGGCUGGUGCAGCUGUCGAUGAGGCGGUGGCUGGAGGCAGAGAGCGAACUGGGCCGGUGGGUGAAGGAGUCGAUAGAAGCUCUGAGCGCGGCGUUUCCAAGUAGGGAUUACGGGACGUGGGAGCAGUGCAAAGUGCUGCUGCCGCACGUGAAAGAGAUAGUAGCGCAUAGGACGGAAGACAGAGAAGGGGAGGAGAAGCAGGCGGAGAGCGCUUCGAGGGCAGGAUGGUAUUUACUGCUGCAUGGAGAGUACACGGCAGCGGAGGGGCUCAUUCGACUGUCGUUAGAGAUCAGGGAGAAGGUGCUUGGGGUCGAGCACCCACACACGCUCACCAGCGUCAGCAACCUUGGGUCGGUGCUGGAGAGGCAGGGAAAGUACGACGAGGCAGAGGCGAUGCACCGACGAGAUCUGGAAGGAUCAGAGGAUGCACUUGGACCGAAGCACACAUCGACGCUGAACACAGUCAACAACCUGGGCCUUGUCUACAGGAAGCAAGGCAAGCUAGGCGAGGCUGAGCAGAUGUACAUACGGGCGUUGCAAGGCUACGAGGAUGCACUUGGACCGAAGCACACAUCGACGCUCCUCACGGUUAACAACCUGGGCUUGCUCUACGCGGACCAAGGCAAGCUAGGCGAGGCUGAGCAGAUGUACAUACGAGCGUUGCAAGGCUACGAGGAUGCACUUGGACCGAAGCACACAUCGACGCUGAACACAUUCAAUAACCUGGGCCUUCUCUACAGGAAGCAAGGCAAGCUAGGCGAGGCUGAGCAGAUGUACAUACGGGCGUUGCAAGGCUACGAGGAUGCACUGGGACCGAAGCACACAUUGACGCUGGACACUAUCGAUAAUUUAGACAGCCUCUAUAAGGAGAUGAACAUCCAAGUGGCUCGACAAGUAGUAGUUGUGGGCUCCCGGGGUCAUUCACCGGCUCUCAAGGCGGCCUCCAUUGAAGAAUACAGCCAAGCCAUAGACGAGAGCCAGGGUGCAGAAGACAAUUAUCCGAGGUCAGAGGAGACGAACCACGACAGCCGUACCAGGUACCCGCCAACGACAGUAGACAUCACCGCCACAGCAAGCUCCGCGGUCUCUCGAGAUAUCUGGUCAUCCUCACACGGUCAGAACACGAUUGAUAUCUCGACAAUCCCGACUUCGGUGGAUCCGGGAGGCGAUCAAGAAGGAAAAGGGGAUCGAUCGUCAACCGACAACACAUCGAUCUACACUUCGGAUAUUCCUGAAUCUUUAGCCUACGCUCAAGAGCUAGCUACCAACUUCUUCAAGAUUUCCGAGCCCCUUCCUGACGUCAAGUACUUGAAGAGGAUCCACGAAGUCCUUCCCGAUCUUCUUCGGGGAUUUGCUCUUAGAAUCGGUGCCGAAAGUCAAAGCCCGGAGCACUUCAAGAUGAUGAAAUUCAUUCAUGGAAUAAGAGGGUCAAUCACUUCCCGGUUCGAGGAGUGUUAUUUGAAUGAUCACACUGAUACCGAAAAGCUGCAACAACGCACUCUGGACGACAUGCUUCUGGACGAAAUAUUCGAUAGGUGGCAGGUGGACCCUGUGACGGACGAUCCAGAUAUAGACCCAACAUUGCAGACUCUCCCUGACACGCAACAAUACUUCGACGACGAAGGUGAUGACGUUGACGGUGACGGUGACGGUGACAAAUCGAGAGAAGAUGACUCGCAGCUAUCAAUGUAUCGAAGUAUUAUCACUAACUCCACUGCGUUUCAGUGGCUUGUACGUCGAGUGCAUCGAGAGACGAGUCUUACGGCGUCGGAGGCCAACAAGAUGCAUGCUAUUGCCACUCAAAUCAGGCAGGCCUUGUACUCUCAACGGCAGAAUCGUCUUAUCAGCAGCAGGAAAGGGCCACCAACAUGUUCAAUGGUCCUCAAAUCCGACUGGGACCCUCUUGCCUUUAUUGCCCGGCAAGAAUAUGCCGAAGAGCCUGGCGAUGCAAUAGAAGAAGCAAUUGUACUCGUGCAGGGGGUGAAUGAGGACACAGAAGCGAUGCCAUGCGCGGAAUAUCUCAGUCGCACAUGGCCCCUAUUUGGGGAAUACUUUAUGGAACUGGUGAGGCACGUUGUGCUGAGCGAGCCAGGCUUGAGAUAUUCGAGUCAGUCAAUCGUUCGUAUCCGGGUUGGUACAUCUGCUAAGCCAUAUGUAGUCAGUCUUUUUGACAGCACGACAAUUACGGCGUGGUUUGAGCCAUCUGGGUGCUUUGCCGUAGAAGCAGCUGGAGUGGUAGAAACUAUUGUCGAAAUUGGAGAAGUAUACGGAUGGAUGACAGCGGCUCUGCGAUCAUCGUCGACCGACAAAAUCACAGCUAUCACCCCCAUUCUUGAGAUCAGUGCCGAAACCAAUGGCAAGUCGUUCCAGGCUUACUUUAGCCAGAAACAAUCGGACAGCUUCUUGUGCUCUACGGGACAGUGCUGGCAGGAUCUCUUCUGGAAUCCGGUUGUUGUUACCGGUUUUCCUGUACGAUGUCGCGAACCAGGACAAGAACCAGGCCUUGAAUGCUCGCUCGGCAUGUUGACAGCGCUGCUGAGGACACGAAACAUGGCCGUCUUUUGCAACACAGUCUCCAUCAAAGGCUUCUGUACGAUGCUAGUACCGACAAAGUAUUCCGACGGCACGGUGUACUGGCACGUUUUGUUCAAUGAAGACGGGAGUCGGAUUUCCUUUACAGACCCCCGCGUUCAUGCCGUUGUCGGAGACUUUGACGUCAUGAAAUACCUAACUCUGUCCGGCAUCCGUUCAGCCCGUCAUAUCGUAGGCUGGUGCGAAGCCGCCAGAAACUACGCCGGCGCAAACGAAGCAAACUAUGUAAUUGACAGAACGAGGCUUAAGGAGCCCAAUUCUCGAAUUGCGCUCGAUCGCAUCACCGUCUCGGGAGGGAAGUUCGUAUCCGUAGGCUUCUCGGUAGCAAUCGGCAAAAAAGAUAAGCCUGCCCGGGUACAAAAGACAUCAGAGUACCACAAGCAGCUCGAGUGGGCGGAACGGCGAUUCGUGGUAUUUUACGAGCCGGAAGACCGCCGCGCCUGGCUUGUCGACGGGCUGAGCGCCCUACUUCACCUCGUCCGGGCGCAUGUUACCCACCGGAGGGCAAAGGGCCGAGGAGUUAUCUUUGAAGACAAAGAAACCAAAGAAGCCGACCCGCCGCAUACAGGAAAGACGGCGGCGGAUGCAUUCCUCCGCAACAAGGACAAUAUGGACCUCCGAAUUUACGAGAGAUGGAACAGGCCUGUAAUCGAAUCAAGCGCCGAGGGCAGCAAUGAGCCAAAGUCAACCGUAAAAAGACAACAGACGUUUGAACACCUGGUGGAUCUAGUCGGCGAUAUUUUCGGCAUUCUGAGCAUGCUUUUCGACCUUCAGGAAGACGCAUCGACGGUGGACGGGUUCGGAGCAAGAGUCCGUGCCUCACCCAGAAGAUAUCUCGAUGGGUGGGAUUUCUUUGAUGUGGCUACGUUAGAAGAAACUGUGUGGCCAAAAACAGUGUCGCUUCUAGACACCGGGCUCGGCUGGAUAGACCUUAUACGGUCCAUCCAUGCCGUCACCCUCUUUGGCGUGGGUUUUGGGGAAAUUGUGCAACCCACAGCAAUCGCCCAACCUGAAGGGAAAGCUGCGGCUCAAAGUCAAGUUCACGAAGGAAAAGACGGCAUUGCAGUGCCCGCUGCGGCUAAUCCGCUGACGGACCGACCUGAGGGAGAAGCUAUAGUCGAUGCAACCGCUCCCGCAAGUGAGGGAGGCAACGCCUUACAGGCUUCACGAGGAAGUGAGGAUAGUGAUGCCGUCUCUGUUGCGGUGGUGGGCCGUUUCUGCACUCGAUGGCCUAUUCUACCAAAGGGGAAGGACCUACUUGCUACUACGACUGCGGUCAUUAAAGACAUAAGGGAGAGUGUGUAUAAGGAUCCGCCGGCGGCCAACAACCGGUUCUGGUUGACGAAAAAUCUAUACUGGCACAUUCCAGACAAGGCCUUCGAGAAAUGUCACUGUGGAGAAGGUAAACUGUGCGACCGUGUCCAAGUAUUGCUGCCCACGAAAUUCCCCAACAUCUUCGCCCGGGCCUUCCGGAGCCCGAGCGAGCCGCUUCCCGUGAAUGGGGCCGUCAUCUUCGGGCACAGUUGGAGUUUCCCUCUGCGGUGGCCUUCGAAGGUCGAGUCCGCACCCGAAGAAGAGCCUGUAGGGCAGCUACCGCCACCACUGGCGGCUAGUCAGGGCCUACAAUUGGCUCCUCCGAGCGAUAGCGGCCUCGGGACCAGUGUGGCAUCUUCGUUUCGGGGCAACGCCUCGAAUCGGGUGGGCGUCGAUUCUGACGGCAAAAGGAGUGUCAGGAAGUUCAUUUCGCGUACAUGGGCAAGGUUAAGUGCAGCAAGGCGGAGUGAGAAUUAG
Alternaria arborescens is the source of this 6423-nucleotide messenger RNA. RefSeq lists its product as hypothetical. Gene Ontology annotation, cellular component: kinesin complex. The transcript has 9 exons. Gene Ontology annotation, molecular function: protein binding; ADP binding. Lineage: Eukaryota; Fungi; Ascomycota; Dothideomycetes; Pleosporales; Pleosporaceae. The record is from RefSeq and is a predicted model, not a curated record. The coding region runs from base 1 to 6423 and encodes 2140 amino acids.